Paramuricea clavata is the source of this 11228-nucleotide messenger RNA. NCBI's taxonomy places the organism in Eukaryota, Metazoa, Cnidaria, Anthozoa, Malacalcyonacea, Plexauridae. The record is from the annotation of a GenBank genome assembly.
GAUAUCGAUAUGCACUGAAUACAUGGAUGGUAAAUUCUUAUUGAUUCUAAACAUUCUCUAACACAUAACUUCAAUAUGGCUGCAUCUUAAUGUAUGUACAUCUUUUGUCGUUUCAGGAGGAUCCCUAGAAAUAUAUGGAGAAAUUCCUGAACCUGUUCUAGGCAGAAUAUCUGUGGCUGUAAGCUCAAGUUAAUUGCUCUACAAACACUUGUGUAAUCCAUUAAGCUGUCAUACACCCUGAUGUCCCCUCUAUAUUAAUUUGAUUAUUAGAGAGGUUUAAUAUUUACCAUUGAUGGUAUUUUCCUGUGCACAGGAAAAAUAAUAAAGUACCAUUUAAUGGUAAAUAUUGAAACAUCCUCAAAUCGUAACCUCUUCAUGACCUUGAUUUCUCAGCAAGUAUUUUACGUACACUCACCAAACGUGGAAGGCAAAUAGAGCAGGUCUCUGCCAAUUAUCGUAUGGAAUUUGAAUCAUUUGAUGGCAAUACAUUCAAUAUACCUUUGGAAUGGCAAACAUAGAAGGCAAAUAGAAUAGGUUAAGAUUGGAGAUUUUUAAAGUUUUAAUGAGUUCAUUUCCUUUGUAGGUCGUGAAAGGUUUAGUUUAUUUAUGGCAGUUAAAAAUCAUGCACAGAGGUAUGAAUAUCAUAUUAGAAUACCUCUCUAUUUACAAUUAUAUUAUUUCAAGCUAUUAUUUUUUCGUUUGCUACAAUACUAAAGUUCUCAAAUGACAAUUUGUUUUCAGACGUGAAGCCAUCGAAUAUCUUAGUGAACACUAGAGGCCAGAUUAAAUUGUGUGAUUUUGGUGUCAGCACUCAGGUAUCAAUUGUUAAACCCCAUAUAGAUGAACAAGUCUUCCUUGACAAAUUUUCCUUGACAAAUUUCCUUGACAGGUUUUCCUUGACAACUUUCCCUGACAAGUUUUCUCUGACAAGUUUCCUUGACAAGUUUAGCUUCUCGUGUGUAUGGUCAACAAAUUUUCUUUAACAAGUUUUCUUGACAAGUUUUCUUAACAAAUUUUCUUUAACAAGUUUUCUUGACAAGUUUCCCUGGCAAGUUUAGCUUCUCGUGUGUAUGGUCAACAAAUUUUCUUUAACAAGUUUCCUUGGCAAGUUUAGCUUCUCGUGUGUAUGGUCAACAAAUUUUCUUUAACAAGUUUUCUUGACAAGUUUUCUUAACAAAUUUUCUUUAACAAGUUUUCUUGACAAGUUUCCCUGGCAAGUUUAGCUUCUCGUGUGUAUGGUCAACAAAUUUUCUUUAACAAGUUUCCUUGGCAAGUUUAGCUUCUCGUGUGUAUGGUCAACAAAUUUUCUUUAACAAGUUUUCUUGACAAGUUUUCUUAACAAAUUUUCUUUAACAAGUUUUCUUGACAAGUUUCCCUGGCAAGUUUAGCUUCUCGUGUGUAUGGUCAACAAAUUUUCUUUAACAAGUUUCCUUGGCAAGUUUAGCUUCUCGUGUGUAUGGUCAACAAAUUUUCUUUAACAAGUUUUCUUGACAAGUUUUCUUAACAAAUUUUCUUUAACAAGUUUUCUUGACAAGUUUCCCUGGCAAGUUUAGCUUCUCGUGUGUAUGGUCAACAAAUUUUCUUUAACAAGUUUCCUUGGCAAGUUUAGCUUCUCGUGUGUAUGGUCAACAAAUUUUCUUUAACAAGUUUUCUUGACAAGUUUUCUUAACAAAUUUUCUUUAACAAGUUUUCUUGACAAGUUUCCUUGGCAAGUUUAGCUUCUCGUGUGUAUGGUCAACAAAUUUUCUUUAACAAGUUUUCUUGACAAGUUUCUUUGGCAAGUUUAGCUUCUCGUGUGUAUGGUCAACACAUUUUCUUUGACAAGUUUUCUUUAACAAGUUUUCUUGACACGUUUUCCUUGACAAGUUUCCUUGGCAAGUUUAGCUUCUCGUGUGUAUGGUCAACAAAUUUUCUUUAACAAGUUUUCUUGACAAGUUUCCUUGGUAAGUUUAGCUUCUCGUGUGUAUGGUCAACAAAUUUUCUGUAACAAGUUUUCUUGACAAGUUUAGCUUCUCGUGUGUAUGGUCAACAAAUUUUCUUUAACAAGUUUUCUUGACAAGUUUCUUUGGCAAGUUUAGCUUCUCGUGUGUAUGGUCAACACAUUUUCUUUAACAAGUUUUCUUUAACAAGUUUUCUUGACAAGUUUACCUUGACAAGUUUCCUUGGCAAGUUUAGCUUCUCGUGUGUAUGGUCAACAAAGUUUCUUUAACAAGUUUUCUUGACAAGUUUCCUUGGCAAGUUUAGCUUCUCGUGUGUAUGGUCAACAAAUUUUCUGUAACAAGUUUUCUUGACAAGUUUAGCUUCUCGUGUGUAUGGUCAACACAUUUUCUUUAACAAGUUUUCUUGACAAGUUUACCUUGACAAGUUUCCUUGGCAAGUUUAGCUUCUCGUGUGUGUGGUCAACACAUUUUCUUUAACAAGUUUUCUUGACAAGUUUCCUUGGCAAGUUUAGCUUCUCAUGUGUAUGGUCAACACAUUUUCUUUAACAAGUUUUCUUUAACAAGUUUUCUUGACAAGUUUUCCUUCACAAGUUUAGCUUCUCGUGUGUAUGAUCAACAAAUUUUCUUUAACAAGUUUUCUUGACAAGUUUACCUUGACAAGUUUCCUUGGCAAGUUUAGCUUCUUCUCGUGUGUAUGGUCAACAAAUUUUCUGUAACAAGUUUUCUUGACAAGUUUCCUUGGCAAGUUUAGCUUCUCGUGUGUAUGGUCAACAAAUUUUCUUUAACAAGUUUUCUUGACAAGUUUCCUUGGCAAGUUUAGCUUCUCGUGUGUAUGGUCAACAAAUUUUCUUUAACAAGUUUUCUUGACAAGUUUCCUUGGCAAGUUUAGCUUCUCGUGUGUAUGGUCAACAAAUUUUCUUUAACAAGUUUUCUUGACAAGUUUCCUUGGCAAGUUUAGCUUCUCGUGUGUAUGGUCAACAAAUUUUCUUUAACAAGUUUUCUUGACAAGUUUCCUUGGCAAGUUUAGCUUCUCGUGUGUAUGGUCAACAAAUUUUCUUUAACAAGUUUUCUUGACAAGUUUCCUUGGCAAGUUUAGCUUCUCGUGUGUAUGGUCAACAAAUUUUCUUUAACAAGUUUUCUUGACAAGUUUCCUUGGCAAGUUUAGCUUCUCGUGUGUAUGGUCAACAAAUUUUCUUUAACAAGUUUUCUUGACAAGUUUCCUUGGCAAGUUUAGCUUCUCGUGUGUAUGGUCAACAAAUUUUCUUUAACAAGUUUUCUUGACAAGUUUCCUUGGCAAGUUUAGCUUCUCGUGUGUAUGGUCAACAAAUUUUCUUUAACAAGUUUUCUUGACAAGUUUCCUUGGCAAGUUUAGCUUCUUCUCGUGUGUAUGGUCAACAAAUUUUCUUUAACAAGUUUUCUUGACAAGUUUCCUUGGUAAAUUUAGCUUCUCGUGUGUAUGGUCAACAAAUUUUCUUUAACAAGUUUCCCUUGACACUUGUCAAGGUUUCCUUAGCGACCAUACACACGAACGUGCAAAUAUCGUCAAGUUUUUGCCGCACACACGAGCAAAUAUUUCUGCCUUAUAGCCUUGCUGCAAGUGAAUCGUUUGUAUUCUGUUGAAAUCUAACGUGUUUUCCAAUUUAUUUCAGCUUGUGAACUCGAUAGCCACGACGUACGUCGGAACUAAUGCUUACAUGGCUGUAAGUAUGAUCUCUCCUUUGACCUAAAUUCUUCCCCUGUUUUUGAGGACUUUCAUUGACAAGUACUGUAAUUACAAUUGCAGUAGACACAUUUUUAAUUGUCGCCCUACCAGCGCAUAUGAUGCCACGGUCAGUCGGUCACCACGCUCGCCUUUCAUGCUGAGGGAUCCGGGUUCAAUCUAGGGGUGCACCGGAUUUCAAAUCCGGCCGGAAUUCCGGCCGUAUUUAACCAAUUUUCCGGUAUCCGGCAUCCGGCCGAAUUUGGAGAAAAUCCGGCCGGAUUUAAAUUUCUGUUUUCACCUUAAAAAAUUCAGCAAGAAUGGGAUAAACCAUCAAUUUGGCAGCUUUAAAGUUUAAAAAACACUUAUAUUAUUAUAAAAUAUUAAAUUAUUAACAAAAAUAUAUUUGAAAAAGGUUUAAACACAAUCAAAAAUCUAAACUGACACUAACUAAAAAUAGUAAAAAGCAUAAACCGCCAUUUUGAAUACUGAUUUAUCCCCAAUUGUCCCCAUUACCGGUUUAUCUCAAAUCCGGCCGGAAUUCCGGCCGGAAUUUUUGUCCAAAUCCGGUAAAUCCGGUUCCGGCCGGAUUUGAAAGUUCCAAAUCCGGUGCACCCCUAGUUCAAUCCUUGGUCGGACCUCUACUAUAACGUCUUAAAAUAACGGAGGAGAAAGAGCUACCUUUACAUGGUUAGACUUUCGCGUCUUCUCAGUUAACGACGUUAAAAUCGCAGGUACCUUGGAUCCCCUAUCAAUCGGGCAAUAGCCUGACAACUUGGGACAAGCAGUGCGAACACAACUUGUUGACAGUUUGGUGGCAGACUUGCUACAAGGUGUGAGAUUUUUACGCUUAUUAUUAGCAUGACAAAAUUACUAGAUGCUGAUUGGUUGAGAGUACAAUUAAUGAUUUUUCCAAAACAAACAAAAUGGCGGAAAUGUAUUUUAAACACAAAUGUGAAAUGCAAUUUCCCUAGAGGAACUAGAUGAAAAUACGAACAAAAGCACCAAAUUUUGCUUUAAAAGAACAAAAUGAAAAUACGUCCAAAAGCACCAAAUUUUGGUUGAAAGUAUGGCAGCCGGGCUUUGGCGAGAGAAUAUGAUGUUGACAUUGAUAAGUAUCCAAUUUUGUCAUGCUAAUAAUAAACAAGUAAUCAACAUCACUCGUACUAUAUUAAUCCCUAAUUGUACUCGCCAUCGCAUGAUUACCUAUACUAAUAUAGAUACGGCCUUGGUUACAAGAGACAGAGCUAAUGCUAAAGUCACCAUCAGAGUCAUCAGAUAAUGCUUAAAAUAAAGCCAGUUAUUCUUUAUUUGAUAUCGACGUGUUUCUCUUAUUCAGCCUGAACGUGUGUUAGGUGGAGAAUACAGUAUUCGUUCUGAGGUUUGGAGUCUUGGAAUUUCCGUUUUAGAAAUGGCUCUGGGAAGAUUUCCUUACUGUAAGGUAUGCUAGCUAUUGUAAGGCACCAGGGCUACAGGUUCCAUUCCUGCCAGAGGGUAUAUAUAUAGUUGCAUUUUUUCCAACUGCUCCUGGUUAGAGUAGGUCUAUAAAUUUACGUUCGAAAAUUUAUCAACAAAAAAACCAAAGGCUGACAGUCCUAUCGAACGAGAUACCCAAAAUUCUCGAUAUUUUCCCCAGCUGUCGUUAGCCUAGGCUCGGUUUCAGACUUUCAGCCGGUAGGUCGUUCCUCCACAGAACGACUGGACCGAGCCUAUUGUUCAGUAGGAAUUUUUUGCAUGCACCCUACUAGAAAUAUUUCCACCCCUCCUUUUAAAAAAAUGAAAAUUCGCCCUUGAUUUGAGGGAAAUGACUCCUUGUUUAAAAAUUAACACUGAACAAGUUCCCUCAAACAUUUCUUACAAAUUCUUCAAAACUUUGAUAGUGUAAACCACAGUAUAAUUAUCCACAAGUUCAUUAUUAUUUUAUUUUAACUAGUAUCUUCUGUAAUUUUAUGUACCACAUUUUGUAUUUUUAGGAAAAUUCAGAACCAAAAGUGUUUCUGGUAUGUUAUACUUGGUAAUUUGUAAGUGAGUUUGACCACAAUAUCUUUGUGACAUUUCUAUUUUCAUCAUUUUUCAGCCGAUUGAACUCAUGCAGUGUAUCGUAAAUGAGGUGAGUGCGCGAUAGCCCCCGAAGCCCGCUAUUCCCCAGGCCCUUAGAACGAGAACGCCGCAGAGAUACAAGGCAUAAAAAUCCUAUUCGUGGCUAAGUAUUUCAUUUAAGACAAGGAGGUUUCAUUUACGUGGUUGAAGAUUUGCAAAACAAUCUGAUGUGGUUUAUGUUUGAAAAAGAUGAUAUACGAGUACUUCAUUCAGGGUGUCCACGGGCCUUGAAAAUCCUGGAAAGUCCUUGAAUUUUGGAAAAAAAUUCCGGGACUGGAAAGUCCUUGAAAAUCAUGCAGUAGAAGUCCUUGAAAGUCCUGGAAUUAAUUUCCUUAACCUCCAGCUGUACCAACAUUAGUGAUUUUGCGUUUUCAAAGAGGGGCAAAUCCGUGCCAUUUUCAAAGAUUUUUCCCAGUUCUAGGGCCUUGAAAGUCCUGGAAAAGUCCUUGAAUUUCACCUUCACCAAAGGCAGGGUUCGUAGCGGUCUUUGAAAUCCUUGAAAGUCUUUAAAUUGGAAUGCAGAUCUUUGAGGUCUUUGAAAAGUCUUUAAAUUGUGUGAAAAAGCGAAGAAAGUCUUAAACGUCUUUGAAUUCUUUAGUGAGUAUUUGAUUAUACGAUUUCCUAGCUAAUAAAAUAGAUUGGUUGAAGCAAGAUUUUCGUAAAUAUCGACGAAAAGGCGCAUUUUAGGAUGUGAUUUGACGGGACUAAUUACUGGAUAAAAAUGGUGUUUGCACUCGACAGCUGAUUGCCCUCAAAGGUCUUUGAAAAGUCUUUGAAAAUACAGGCAGAAAAAAUCUUUGAAAGUCUUUGAAUUUUUUUGGUCUUGGAGACUACGAACCCUGAAAGGGUGGACAGGGUGUCCAUUAAUUUUGAUAUAUUUAUACAUUGUAUCCUAGAGUCCUCCAAGUUUGCCAGUUGAGAAAUUCUCACCAGACUUUGUGACAUUUGUUAGCAUUUGGUAAGUUUGCAAACUCUGUCUUUGUAACAUUCAGGUAAUCGUUUGGAUAAUCCUGUGUUGUUUAUUCUCUUCUUAGCAUGCAGAAAUCCAUAAAAUCAAGACCUACCCCUGAAGAAUUAAUGGUAAAGUCUUACUACAGACUUCUUACUUCUUAAUAUUCUUUCUUGUUCAUAUACUUGUGGUCAGAGCUCGACGACUGGUCUCUGUAGCUCAGUUGGUUAGAGCCAUAGAUAUCUUAUGUACACUAGAUAGCGCAUCUCUUUAAAUAAAAUUGAAGCCAAGAAUAUUACAGCGGUUACCCCCAUUUGAAUAGAUGGCGGCCAUGUUGGCGUUUCCCACUCGCUAAUAAACGCUUAAAAAAAACAACAAUAACUUUCAACAUUUGAAUAGUUUGAAAAUGUAUUUGGAAUAGGUUUAACUUAAUGUUUAAGUUCCCUGUUUAAGAAAUAGAAAACAUACGAAUCUUCUCAUUUCAUGGGAAUAUCCCGAGUCUGCAAUCACGGCUUCAAUUUUUGAAUUGCAGACUAAUUAGAUGCACUAUCUAGUGUAUAUAAGAUAUCUAUGGUUAGAGUCCUGCACCGGAAUCGCAGGUUAGAUUCCUGCUAGGGACCUACAGUUGCAUUUUUCGAAGUUGUUGGUUAGGUCUAAUAAAUGUAUAUGAAAUUUACACUCGAUAAUUUUCAUCUAGAAAAUCCUUCAAAUAUAUAUAUACCGGGUGUCCCAAAAAAACUGGCCACUGUUUGAUUUCAUGUAGCGCAAAAGCUAUAAAAGUUAUCGAAAUGAAAUAAACAUCAUUGCAUUCAGAAAGGACUAACUAAGAUUUUGAUAUAUAUUGACGGCGAUAUUGAUGUUUGAACGUUGAAAUACUAUUUUAAAAAAUGCCAAAAAUUGUUUGAAAUUAUAGUAUAAUUAGGGACCGGUCAUUAUUUAUGACGGGGGGUGGCACCGAAGAGAAAAGGGUUGGGUAAACAAACUUUUGAGUAAGUAAAAGGUUGGGUAAAUGAAGAACAAAACAACUCAAAGGUUGGGUAAUAAAAAAUUAUUGUCAUUUCCAAAGCAUGACUCACUUAAAUAUUGGAGACUGAAAAGCAAUGUCAACAGUCAUAUGUAAAUACAAUAUGUGAAUCAAUCAGAGUCACUCUCUUGUCUAUCUUGAUCAUUUUCCGAUUUGUUGGGAGACAAAUGGUGUCUCCAAAGAAAGUACAUGUGCAGACAACAUGAAACUUUAGACUGCAGAAAAUUGCACAAGCAGUUAUCAAACUCGUGUCACAGAAGUGGUAAAGGACAUGUGUGACAACUGAAUGGUAUCCUUUUGUAAAGGUUUUGGCCAGGGGUGGGUAUUUAUUUUCUAAUUGAUAUUUGAGGUUGGGUAAUCAAAUUUUUGACUUUCUAAUGGUUGGGUCAGCAAAAUUUUCGACACGAAAAACAUUUUUGCCGGGUUUUCACCAAUUCUUAAAACGCAUUCCACAUUCAAACAUUUGUAUCUCGCUUAAUAUUGCAUGUAAAUUCAAGUGUUAUAUGUCAAAAUCUAAGCUAGUCCUUUCUGAAUGCAAUGAUCUUUAUUUACAUUUCCAGCUUUUUUUUUGAACACCCGGUAGUUUAAAGCUGGAGUAAUACGAGCAACAAAAUUGCUGCAACUUGCAACAAAAUCUGAUUUCAACGCAUGUUAAGCAGAAAUGUCGACACAUGUUGCCUCGUGAUUUGUAAUUUAUGUGUACACAUUUUCAAUUAACAUGCGUUGAAAUCAGAUUUUGUUGCAAGUUGCAGCAAUUUUGUUGCCCGUAUUACUGCACCUUAAUCUAUAGCCUGCCAUGCUUAAGGUCUUGUUUACACUAUAUCAAAGUUUCUGUGAUCACAGUAGAAAUUUUGCAUGGGUAAAUUCUAUGUCCUGAAGGAUUUGUAAGAAAUGUUUGAGGGAACAGACGUAGUGUUUAUCAUUAAGCCAGUUCCUCAAACAUUUCUCACAAAUCCUUCAAAACUUACCUAUGCAAAAUUUCUACUGUGAUCACAGAAACUUUGAUAGUUUCUUUGAUCGGGCUUUGCAUGAUCGAAAUAUAGUUUUUUUCUGUGUUGGUGUUGUGUACUCAGGUGAAUAUGCUGUUUGUGAUGUUACUCUGAGUGUAUAUCCACACCGGGCAAGCUUGAAAAAUACACCUGACCACGGUGGGAAUCGAACCUACGACCUUUGGAAUACUAUAGCCCAAUGCUCUGCUAACUGAGCUACGCGGUCAGGUCGGUUCGAGUAAGUGAUAUUUCGGAAAAGAAUCUAACCGCGACCUGAUCGCGUAACUCAGUUGGCAGAGCAUUGGGCUAGUAUUCCAAAGGUCGUAGGUUCGUUUCCCACCGUGGUCAGGCAUAUUUUUCAAGUCUGCCCGGUGUGGAUAUACACUCAGAGUAACAUCACAAACACCGAAAUAUAGUUGUCAGAGCUUUGUUGCACAGUUGCUCAGCUAGCAAUCAAAGAUUUUCGGGAAAAAUUUACCCACCUUCUCUAAGGUAAAGCAAUCGUAUAUAUAAGUAUAAUUUUCUAUCUAUACUGUUGUGUUCUAGGAGCAUCCAUUUAUCCUGCUGAACAACGAUGAUAAUAUAGAGAUCGUCUCGAUGUGGGUUUGUAGAAAACUAGAAGAAAUCAGAGCACGAUCUCAGAGCCUAGACAGUCCAAGUCAAAGUGAACCAAUGAUACAUUAGUCAAUGUGUAUAGUGCAGGUAUUUCAAACGUGGAGUCCAGUGUAGGUAUAGUAUUCUACACGCGUAAACAUCUCACAUCUUGUAGAAAGUCUGCCAACAAGCCGUCAACAAGUUGUGUUCGCACUGCUUGUCUCAAGUUGUCAACAAGUUUGGAAGAAGCUGCUAACAAUUUGUAACAACCUUGUUGGUAUUAUCAGGCUUGUUACAAGGUUGUUCCAACAAGUCCGAUACAGUCAUGAUAUAUAGCAGUAUUGUUACAACCCUGUGUCGUCAAGCUUGUAACAUUCUUGUUAUAUCAUGACUGUAUCAGGUCUGUUAUAGAACAACCUUGUAACAAGUCUGAUAAUGCCAUCAAGCUUGUUACAAGUUGUUAACAGCUUGGUCCCAACAUGUUACAACAAUUGGAAACAAGCAGUGUGAUCACAACUUGUCGACAGCUUGUGAACUGAUUUGUAACAACUUGUUUGCAGACUUGUAACAACUUGUGCGUUUUUACGCGUGUACAAUGGUUGGCCUUUCAGUAAGCAGCGCAUGGUAAUAUCAAACUCAAUUAUUGGCCAACGACUAAAUUGAGUAAAUUAGCAAACCAUAUUGCUUUAAUUUGCUCACCACAUGAUAAUACUGGAUACUGAUCUUCCAUAUUGAUUCAGUCCUAUAGGACUGAAUCAAAAUCAAUUCGGUCUUGGACUGGAUCAUAAUGAAUUCACCUUACUCUAAGUAGUGAUUUAUUCGUAUGAGAUGUCGUUUCAAAUCCUCCAAUUCGGGCUGGACUAGAUUUCAAGUCCGCGUAUUAUGAUCCCAGUCCUUGAAACUCAGGUCGGCAUUCGGCAAUGCCGACCUAAAUGCCGACCUGCAAAGCGAUAUGUGUAGAUUUAGGUCAGCAAAAUUUUGCCGACUUACUUUCAAAUACGCCUCGGCAUUUUUUUCCGCGAACGCAUCUUUCACACAUGCAUUUUCAACGAUGAUGUUUUAAUUUACAAACAUUGCAGUUUCAUUGUUGAAAGGUGAUACUUGAAACUUUGAAAAGUAAACAUCGUGUUAAAAUCAUCGAGCUUCAAGAUUUAAGCGAAAGUGUGUGGUAAAAUAAUAAAGUAGUGUACGGUUUGUCCCAACAUUUGGUCACAACAAGCACUGUUCGAUUGGAGUUCAUACAUUUUGUUAGUUGUUUUGUUUGCUACUGGCAUUGAUUGCAAUUAAUCGCUGUUUAUAAAUACGCGUAUUUGCAGCAAGCAAAUUUUCAUUCGGAUAUUGUCUAAUUGUUUUCAAAAUAUUUGCCGACCUAGAUUGAGAAUUAUCGCUUCAAGUUUCGAGGACUGUGAUCCAGUCCUCGGCUCUGAUCGUGAUUACAGAAAUUUUGAUAGUGUCACAGAGUACUAACCAUAUAUACAGAGGUUUCACUUCGCGAGAAAAAAACGUAUAUAUCUGGCGGCCAUGUUCUUAGCAUGUGCCCUAAAGAGAGGUAUUCACCCUCCUGGAACAUUAAAUUUCAAUAUGUUUUCAGGGGUGUGACAACCUCUCUUUAGGGCACUUGCUAAGAACAUACAGGUCAUAGCGGACCGGAAAAAUCGCUUAGGCUCAAGUUAAUAAGAAGUGAAAAAAUUCGAAGAAUUACUCUUCGCGCCAGGAGUUGGUUUUUAAUCUUUCUAAUUGUUAGUCAGUUCAGACACAAACCACUGCAAUUUAACCGUGUAUUUAUAGUCAUGAAUAAUUUAAGACAAGUAUAUAUAAUUUACUGUAAAGUAUUGAAAUUAGAUCAAUCGAUGAAAAAAAUGAAAUAUUUGAAAUGAUGUGUUCAAUUGGUAUUUUGUGACCAGAGCUAAAUGCCGUUGCAUUUGUCAAUUGC